Molecule: messenger RNA, 3945 nt
Organism: Penaeus chinensis
Lineage: Eukaryota; Metazoa; Arthropoda; Malacostraca; Decapoda; Penaeidae
Exons: 30
Coding region: 37-3537 (1166 amino acids)
Biological process (GO): proteolysis
Molecular function (GO): serine-type endopeptidase activity
Source: RefSeq, a predicted model, not a curated record
GUGUUUGCUUAGCGGUUAGACGGAAAGCAUCUCGCAAUGGGCCUCUCCCUCUGGGUCGCGGCCUUCUGCGCCCUCGCGCAGGUGUACAACAAGCAAGUCAUCGCAGCGGAAGCCUUCCAGCCCUGCUCCUCCGAGGGCGAGAUGGCGCUCCAAGCUGGAGAGACCAUCUUCAUCACGUCUCCGAACUAUCCCGAGCCGUAUCCCAGCAAUUACCAGUGCGGCUGGUUUAUAAAGAGUGCAGACCCGAACGAUCAGCUGUAUUUGGAUUGCACUCACUUCAGACUCCAAGGGAAAUCGAAAAAUGGCUGCCUCGACUACUUGUCUGUUAAUGGCGAUGAGUACUGCGGCCGGCAGAAGCCUUCAGGGUCGGCCAGCGAGUUGAUUCUUGAGUUCAAGUCCAACAGGAGGAGGGAAAGGGACGGCUUCAACUGCACCAUCUCCACAUUCAGCGCCGCCCAAGGGACCGGAGGUCAAGAUUGCACCGAGAUGAUUGAGCCUGCUCUCGUGGGUCUCGGAGAAGCAGUCCCCUUUAGCUCCCCAAACUAUGCAGCUAACCCCAAUGUUUCCAGAUUCUGCUGGAAAUUUGAACAAGCUACAACCGGUAUGCAGCUUAGCCUCAGCUGCACGCACUUCCAGCUCCGAAGUCCAAACAAAAGGAACAGGUGCCGAGACGCUUUUAUUGUCAAGGGUCAUGGAAAGUACUGCGGCACAGAGGCCCCGAGCAUCACCACGGACAGCGGAAGCCUCUCGGUCAAAGUCGUGGCCAAACGGGCGGGUCGCGAACCGAGUUUCAGCUGCGUCGUCGCCGGCGAGUUGCUGUCAGGCACAGAGUCGCCCUUGCCCACGAUCUCGCUCUUCGUGUCCUCGCCCACGCCGCCGACGGAAGAGACGCCAGACUGCGGUCUGAAGUAUGAGACCGACACUCGCAUCGUGGGCGGAGUCACAGCCAACGCGAACGAAUACCCUUGGCAGGUGGGUCUCGUCCAGGCCGACUCGCCCUCCGAGGUCUUCUGUGGAGGCUCCGUCAUCGCCUCCCGCUGGGUCCUCACGGCGGCGCACUGUGCGGAGAGCAUCGAGGGUCGGGAGAGCCAACACCGGGUACUCGUCGGUGCCCACGACCUCCGCUCUGAUGCCCCCUCCCAGCAGCUCCUCGGCGUCAGGAAGACCAUCAUGCAUCCUGAUUACGACUACGAGACUGUAGAUAAUGACGUUGCACUAUUGCAAGUGGAGCCUAUAACCUUCAGCGCCAGGGUCGGGCCGGUGUGCUUGCCUGAGCCGAGUUCGAGUUACGAAGGGCGCUUGGCCACGGUGACAGGGUGGGGCGCGCUCAGUUCAGGCGGAGUAACAUCCAAUGUGCUGAUGGAAGUGCAGGUCCCGACGCUGACGGAGCGAGAAUGCAAAGAGUCUUAUAACGGUUACGUGACCCAAAAUAUGUUCUGCGCCGGUUUACCUGCAGGAGGCAAGGACUCGUGUCAGGGCGACUCCGGCGGCCCAAUGGUCACGCCCCGAGACGGCGACCCGCAGCGGUACGAGCAGAUUGGCGUCGUGUCCUGGGGCAUCGGGUGCGCCGAGCCUGGGAACCCUGGCGUUUACACGAACGUUGCAAAUUACAUUCAUUGGAUUCAGGCAAUGAUGCAGUUGCAUAAAUGUGUCAAUUAUUACUUAGAAGACAAUUAUGAUGAUCCCAGUUACAUAAGGAAUUUGGAGGUUGUGGAAGUUGUCCUGUACAAUACUGCGAUCAGUUUUAGGAAGGAUAAAAUAAGUUCCAGUAUUCGCCACAACACUACGCUUCGUGACGUCACGCGAGUCAAGGCCGCCCAUACGCCACAGAACGAGAGGAGAGGCCGCCCCAGUGUCUCCACGUUGAUGUUGGAGGAAACAUCUCAGCAUGAAGGUCCCUCUCAGUUUCCUGGUGGCGUCGCUGUUGGCGGUGAGUGGGCGGUGCUCUCCCAGGUGGCUGCCAUAUGUGCCGUGAAGAAUGCACUGGCGGUUUCUGCCGUCCCAGAGUGCAUCAAGCCGCCGCAAGAGGUCGUGGUCCCCGUCGACGGAUCGGUCCUCCUCCAGUCGCCCGCCUUCCCCGAGGCCUACCCGUCGCGCUCCAACUGCGGCUGGAAUGUGCGGAGUGAGGAGCCGGGCCAGCAUGUGAGGAUCGAGUGCCCUUCCUUCAAGCUGACCAACAGGAACAGGAACGGUCGCUGCCUCGACUUCCUGCAGGUCAACGAAAAAAGGUUCUGCGGCGAGAGAGGCCCUGAUCUCGUGGCCUCCUUACUCGACGUCGACUUCCGGUCCGACCGUCGCCGCAACAGCAGAGGCUUCAAUUGUUCGGUCACGACGGCUCAGGCCCCCAGCAGAAGCGAAAGCCCCAGCUGUUCCCAGCCGCCCCAGAGCAUCCCCGUGGGCCCUGGCGACGUCGUGGUCUUCACUUCGCCAAAUUACCCUAAUGAUUAUCCGAACAGAAGGUGUGGAUGGCGGUUUACGCCUGCAGCAAGCAACACGCAGCUUACCCUUGCUUGCAAUGACUUCAAAAUGCAGAAUCGCGUCAGGAAGAACAGAUGUCAAGACUUCCUCAACGUGAAAGCCAAGGGGAAAUUCUGUGGUAGAGAGUCUCCGGAAGUCACAGUGACAAAUAAAGAGCUUCUGCUUGAGUUUAAAGCCAACAAGAGGAACAAUCUGUCUGGGUUCAACUGCAGCGUCUCAGGGCAAUCGGCUCCCUCGUCCACAGCGGCGCCUCUCAUUUCUACGCCAAAGCCGGUAACAAGCGACCCUGAGUGUGGGGUGAAGUACGAAGGCACAGAGAAGUCGGGAACAGGCGAGAUGAAGAUCGUCGGCGGCGUGACCACGGGAGAGAACGAGUAUCCUUGGCAAGCUGGCCUCGUGUUCGCCGGUUCAUCUUCGGUCUUCUGCGGCGGUUCGAUCCUCAAGAGAACCUGGGUGCUCACGGCGGCGCACUGUGCUGAAAAUAUAGCAGGACGCGAGAAUAACUACGAAGUCCUAAUAGGAGCUCAUAACCUGAGGGUGUCCGCCAAUUCCGAAACACGACACGCCAUCAAGAGAACGAUCAUCCAUCCGGACUACGAAGAUGAAACUGUCGACAACGACAUCGCCCUUCUGGAGGUGGAGCCAAUCGAGUUCGACCGGAGGGUGAUGCCCGUGUGCCUGCCUGCCCAGACGGACGAUUACGACGAGGUCUUGGCCACGGUGACCGGGUGGGGGACGCUCAGCGCUGGCGGCGAGCCCUCUGACUGGCUGAUGGAGGUGACGCUGCCGACCAUGAGCAACGGCGAGUGCAUGGCGACCUACUCUGACCUCAUCACCAAGAACAUGAUCUGCGCCGGACUGGAAGUCGGCGGCAAGGAUUCCUGUCAGGGCGACUCCGGCGGGCCGAUGGUGACAGUGCGCGCCGACAACCGCGCGCAGUUCGAGCAGAUCGGCAUCGUGUCCUGGGGCGCAGGCUGCGCGGAGCCGGGGAAGCCAGGAGUCUACACGCGUAUCACGGAAUACUUGACCUGGAUUGAGAGCACGAUGGCCUCCAAGUAACACUGCUGAGCCACACUGAAGAUUUGGCUUCGGCUGCAAGAGGACCAACAUUUUUUUAUCCUUUUUACCUUUGUCAGAUUUGCAAAUGACAUGUAUCCGUGCUGAUUAUCCUAGUGUUUUUUUCACUAGCAUAUAAACAAACGCACACACAUGUGUGUAUAUAUAUAUGUGUGUGUGUGUGUGUGUGUGUGUGUGUGUGUGUGUGUUUGUGUUUGUGUGUUUGUGUGCUUGUGUGUGUGUGUGUGUGUGUGUGUUUGUGUGUGUGUGUGUGUGUGUGUGCGUGUGUGUGUGCGUGUGUGCGCGCGCGCAUGUAUUUAUAGAAGUCCCCUUUAUAAGGUAAAACAAAUAUCUAAUAAUGAUCUUGUGUAACAAUUAAGUAUGGUAUAUGACAAUACACAUUUAACCAAA